Messenger RNA from Siniperca chuatsi (mandarin fish), 4352 nucleotides. RefSeq names its product TLC domain-containing protein 4-B-like. The coding region runs from base 403 to 1194 and encodes 263 amino acids. The record is from RefSeq and is a predicted model, not a curated record. Gene Ontology annotation, biological process: lipid homeostasis. Gene Ontology annotation, cellular component: membrane; endoplasmic reticulum. The transcript is spliced from 7 exons. NCBI's taxonomy places the organism in Eukaryota, Metazoa, Chordata, Actinopteri, Centrarchiformes, Sinipercidae.
AGAGAGAGAGAGAGAGAGAGAGAGAGAGAGGAGGGUUAACUCACAAACUAGCACCCACCAUCAUUCCCAUAAUCGAGCGUCGAGCUACACGAUCUGCACCUCUGUAAUUAUGCACGUUUUGUGCUGGAUGGGAUUCUCGGUAAACACCGCAAAGAUGGCACGGGCACGGAGCUCCAGCCUCGCUGCAUCCCCCACAAGUUGUUAGCGGUGUGUGUGUGUUUGUGUGAGUGUGAGUGUGUGUGGAGCAAGAGGCGGGCUGUGUUGUUUAUCCAAAAUGACUCGACAUGGCUGUGGCUUUGAUUCAACAUACAAGGCUUUGCGAGCGACCCUGGAAACCAUAACCAGUUGAGAGAGUGAGGCGCAAAUCAUCUUAAUGAAAGUCGUAAGUGGGGUUGGGUGGACAUGGACCCAUUCAGCCAGCUUAUCCUCAUCAUCUCGGUGACCAGUUUCCUCACCUUCCAGUGGCUUUUCCACAAAGUCAGUCCCUGGAUGUCCAUACGCAUCAGCCCCGGGUUCCUCUGCCUCAGUGACAAGCAGAAGGUGGAAUGGAACUCAAGGACGGUGUCAACGCUUCACGCACUGUUGGUGGGAAUCUUCUGUCUCUACAUCUUGUUUUUUGAUGAUGCCGUCAAUGAAGACCCAGUCUGGGGGGAUCCUACACUGGUGAAGACUAAUGUUGCCAUCACAACAGGCUACCUCAUAUCUGAUCUGCUGCUAAUAUUUUACUAUUGGAAGGCGAUAGGCGACAAGUUUUUUGUAGUUCACCAUCUGGCAGCGUUGUAUGCUUACUACUAUGUACUGGGUGAAGGAAUGUUGCCUUAUUUUGCUAACUUCCGUCUGCUUGCUGAGUUUUCUACACCAUGUGUGAACCAGCGCUGGUUCUUUGAGGUACUAGGUUAUCCCAAGUCCUCCCGGCCUAACAUGGCAAAUGGCGUUGCCAUGGCAGUAGUCUUUUUCAUGGUCCGCAUCGCCGUCAUGCCAGUCUACUAUAGUCGUAUGUAUGCGGUCUACGGCACUGAGGCCUUCUACCUGGUGCCCUGGGGUGGCCGUGUAGCCUGGAUCUGCUCCAGUAUCUGCUUGGACAUCAUGAACAUUAUGUGGAUGCAUAAGAUUGCCCGCGGCUGCUACAAGGUGCUGCGCUCGGCACGCCAGAGCAAAGCCAGCACACCUCAGGAGAAUGGGAAAACGGAUUAAGGGAACCAGGGCGUCAGUGGUGAGAAAGCACCACAACAGAGAAACAGUGACGUCACUGUCAGUGCAUUGGUGAGCAGCAGCUUGGACACUUACCUGUCACACCCGGGACGAGUGAUAUUACAGGACCGAAUGUAAUGAGGGGAAUUGAGAUUUUUUUAGAAAGCGGGCGCAGUCAGAGAUGUACUGAUGGACUGUUUAACUGGCCAUCCCAGAGCCAUGAAAUGACCUCUUAGCAAUACUGUGUGCAUGGCCAAUUAUUUUUCUCUUGAACAAUUUACCACUACACAAAAGAGGUCGUCCUGGGACAAUGGACUGCUAGCCCAACCACAAAAAGUUUACCGUUCUUUACUUAGUGCUCAACAAAAUACUUUGGGUUUUUUUUGUAUUAUUACUGUACUGCUGCCUGAGUCCCAGAAUAAAAGUGAUGAAAUAUGAGUUCAUGUUGAUGAUGAAGCAAAGAUUUGAGGGAACCUCGAAAACAUUCAGUGAUUCCUCAAUAAUGGUCAGUGCCAUAAAAUCAUUGUCAGAUGCCUGUUGAGGAGAAGGGCCAAGCAUCUCUUCUUUUUUUCUUUUUCCUCAGUAAAUCUUGAGAUAAAGUUGCAGGGACUUGACUGACACAAGAUGGGAUUACAUCAAGUGCAGUCACAGAGAAGAAUAAGUAUGGAUAAAUCAGUUCAUCCCUCACCAACUGUCAUUCAGUUAAGAGGUUCAUUGAGUCUUGGUUUCAUUUGUAUUUGAAUGGUUAAUUUAAAUAAUAUAGGGCUGAAAGGUAAUCGGUACACUGUAUGUAGUUUAUUUCUUUUGUCUUGCUGGGGUCGAGGCAAAUGGGUUUUCAAAGAUACAAACAAAGAUAACUGUUUUUAAAAGGAGACUGAUGUACAGAGUACCUUAAAAAUGCUUAAAGGGAAACUGAAUGUCAAUGCAGUGUUUGUACACUGACAUUAAGCAGUGCAAGAACAGUAAUAUUUCUUGAAGAAAUAUUGAGCAACAGUCAACAUCAGAUUUUUAAAUCCACAUGAUAUAAUGUGUAUACAACCGGAUAUUUUACAGAAUGAGGGGGAGAUCAUAUUGCAUAAACAAAGAUAUGUUGUUGACAUUGUUUUGUGGGAGCCUGCAUUAUAUUUAUUUCACAUUUUGCAAUGCAUGAUAAGGGGUGAAACCUGGAGUGUUGAUUUGGAAUCAGUGUCAUAGACAAACCUAAAAAAUGAAACACAGAGUACAGACAAAGAGCAACUGCUUUGAAAUGUUCAUUUAUGCUAAGACGGUUAGUGGGAGGUGUUAAUAGGAUUCUGACACUCUAGUUUUUCCAGCAUCAGCUGUUGACCUUAGGUCUAUAUAGUAUUCACACUUCCUAUUAAUAAUAUCUUCUUAGGCACAAACUUAAAUUUACCCCUGGGCAACAUUUGCCAACAGGCCGCAUGCUGCUAUGUGUGUUUUCCAGAAGGAAUUGGAAAUUUUAGCCAGCAAAUUGAAUUCGGUACAUGAUUUCAGUACAAUCGUUCGAAGAAAAAGAAAUGAAUUUUUUUCUGCAGAUUUGAGUUUUAUGUAAAAUCAAACACAAUAAUCAUUGUUUCAGAUGGUAAUAGUUCUGUACAUGUCAAACAUAGUUUGUAAUUGUUUUAGAGCCUUGUGAUACAAAUAGCUUCUGCCUCAUGUUACUGUAUGAUUUCCAAUCAGCUGUUAAACAUAAUGUGCACUUCCAUAUUUAUUAAUCGGAUGGAUACAAGUGUGUUUUGUGUUAAGUGGACAUGAAUAUAUGGAAAAGUUGUGAAGAUUCACAUUAUAUUUGGUUUCUCAAGCCUCAUUCUACUGACAAAGCCGUUUCAUGUUAAUCAACGUGCAACACAGGAGCAAAUCUGUUGAAAAGUUUUUAAGACAAAUGUAUCAUUUGUUCAAAUGAAAAGUUACAAUUCAUCGAUGAUUUACAAAACAUGUACUUGAACUUUCAUUGUAAAUGUAUCUUUAUAUGAGCUGUACAUCAAAAGCUUCUGUUAAUUGUUUUGUGAAACAGAAACGGGGAUUGCUGGUUUUUAAAGUACGCCUUGCUAUGUUCAGCAUUUGAUUUUGUUGCCUUUUUUAAAACAACUUAUGAUUGCACAGUGAAUAUUUUGUUACAUCCAACUCCUCACAACACUGAACACCAUUUUUCAGUGAUUUACUUGUGUGUUUUCCAUGUCUGAUGCCUGUCUAAUGUGAUUGUUUGGCCUUUGUAAUAGAUCAGUUAAAUGUAAAACCAAGAGGCUUGUUAAGGCUGGUUGUUUUAGUGCUUUUGUUAUGGUUUUAAGAUUUAUGUAUUUGUGCCAGUGUUUAAGCCAUUACUACUCCAUGGUGAAGACCUUUGUUUGUUUGUUUGUUUGUUUUUAAAUUCAUGAGCAUUUUCAUACAUCAGUGCCAACUUGCAACCAUGAUCUGAUGGUUCAGAUCAGUUCUGUUCACAUAACCAUCUCUCUGCACGCUCUGGCUAGUCACUGUAUGAUGAGGCUCAAUUUAGUUUGGUAUGGUAAAACAGUGAGACUUGUUUGGAACAGGAUGUGGUGUUAAUAUUUCAGUGGAAUUAAAUGGAAAUCAUGAAAAGGUUUCAGGAAAGCAGGCCACUUCUGGCAGAAUCAGGGGUGGUUGUGUAUGCAAGGUCAUGCAUGGUCAAUAUGGCGUUCUGCUCCAAGCACCCUCUAUAACAACUGCAUGUGGUAUUGCAUGGGGAUUGCACUGUAAACAAAAUAGCAUAUACAUUUGCAAGAGAAAUUCUAUUCUUUGUUUUCUUUUUCUUAGUACAUGUACAUAAUGUUUACUUAAACAUUAUCCUUGCACUGUGCCACAUAAUGUACUCGACAGAUGAUUAUAAUGAUGUGAUGCGAACAUCAUAAAGCAGUAUAUUAAGUAUAAUAUCCAGCACAGAAAUAAUCAGUGAGGGAAUACUUGAAUACUAAUCAGCACAGUUUAUAAUAAUCUGGGUAGUGCAAAUAAACGUUAAUCCUAUGAGCAUGGUGCUGCUGUCAGCUAGGUGAACUGGUGUUGGUGUUUCUGUUCUGAAUGUUGUAUGGAGGAGAGAUAUGAGUAGGUGGAGUGUUUAGUGACAUUCUGUGAAUGUAUUGGAGAAGAGAAAAUAUUUGUCAUUUACAUUUUAAUUUGUUCUUUUCAAUAAAUACCAAAUUAACUGA